Quercus lobata is the source of this 1727-nucleotide messenger RNA. Its product is annotated as Cysteine proteinases superfamily protein. Bases 307 to 1521 code for a protein of 404 amino acids. The record is from RefSeq and is a predicted model, not a curated record. Gene Ontology annotation, biological process: protein deubiquitination. Lineage: Eukaryota; Viridiplantae; Streptophyta; Magnoliopsida; Fagales; Fagaceae. The transcript is spliced from 12 exons. Gene Ontology annotation, molecular function: cysteine-type deubiquitinase activity.
CAGGCCUAAAGUGACGACAGUUUUCACCCACUUCGCAGCCCUGCCUUAGCCUACAUUCUUUCCGUUACGACUCCGCAUUCUAAGUUGCUCGACCUUUAACGCUUCCUUUAAACCCCUAUAACCUUUGGCGCGUGUACCCCACUCUCUUCUCCUCAAAAAUUUUAUCCUCAAGCAAAUCAAAACCCAAAGAAACAUUCUUAGCUUUGUUCGCUCCCACAAUUUAUUCCUUUGAUUCUCAGACUCACGCAGAUAUCAAAAUCUUUUGGGCAUAGAGAUAAAGGGAGCAGCCUAUAGUUAUGCGUGCAAAUGGCAACAUAUGAUUAUGAUCCUGAUGUUACUCGGUGGGGUCUCCAUCAUCUGCUAGAUGUUUGCACUCUUAGGAAUAAUGCUUCUUGUUGUGGUGUGACUCGAUAUGAUCAAGAUUUGAGUCAAGUCGAGUUUGUUAGAGAAGGUUAUUGUGAGAAGGAUAAUGUGGAGAAUGAUGAGGCUGUAGCACGUGCGCUUCAAGAAGAAUUUAUGCGGAUUGAUUGUUUAGAAGCUUCUGGAGUAUCUAAUGGUGGGCCAGAGCAUUUGCAAGAAUCUGUUCUUGCACAGAAUUGGCUUGGUCCUUCGGGUAGACACUAUAGUUAUGGUAGUGGAAAUUUAGGGCAUGACAAUGAUCAGCAAGCAGCAAAUGAACCUGGCAUACAGAUGGAGAAUGCAGUUCCCUGCGGAAUCAUAAUAGAGGAGGCAAGUGAUCAUAACAGAGUGGAAAAUGAUGUACAUCCUGAAAUUAAAAUGUUCACUUCAUGCUCUAGCCCAGGAGGAGGAGAACCAUCUUAUGUGGAUGAUUUGUUACAUAUAUUUGAUAUAGCUGAUGAGUCCAGUCUUGAUGGUGAAGUAGGCAAACGAUUGAAUCAGAUGGUUCCUGUUCCUCAUGUUCCUAAAACUAUUGAGAAAAUACCCACAGUUGAUGAAGAAAUAUCAGAUCAUCAAAGGCUGCUAGAGAGACUGGAGUUAUAUGAGCUGGUUGAGCUUAAGGUUCAAGGAGAUGGUAACUGCCAGAUGAUAGGUUGGGGUGGUUUCCUUUGCCGGAUUCAGCUGGUGUCCAAGUCACAUGCAGAUAUACUUGAUUUUCGUGCUUUAUCUGAUCAACUGUAUCGUUCUCCUGACCACCACGCUUCCGUAAGAGAACAGAUUACUCAACAGCUUAAGUGUCACCCGGAAAUGUACGGGGGUUAUGUCCCCAUGGCUUACAAUGACUAUUUGAAGAAAAUGAGCAAGAGUGGCGAAUGGGGUGAUCAUGUGACAUUACAGGCUGCUGCAGAUUGGUUUGGAGUCAAGAUAUUUGUGCUAACUUCAUUUAAGGACACAUGUUACAUUGAGAUCCUUCCACAUAUCGAAAAGUCCAAACGAGUUAUUUUCUUGAGCUUUUGGGCUGAGGUGCAUUACAAUUCGAUUUAUCCAAAAGGAGAUCUGCCUGAAGUCGACACAAAGAAAAAAAGGAAAUGGUGGAAUUUUGGGAACUUGAUCAGCUCAUGAAGUUUGCCAUAAUUUCUAAUUCAACUUUUUUUGUAUAGUUUUUUCAACCUUCGGCUUAUGGCUCCUUGUAAAGUAUAGGGUGGAUAUGGUGGUUUCUUUGUGGUUCUCUGCUUAUGCCGUGCUGUUCAUUCUUUUGUAAAUAUUAAUUUUCACAUUCAUUGAUUUUAUGGUCCUCUUAAUUCCAUCUUCUAUUGGUUUUUCCAUCA